UUACUUUAGUUACAAAUUCGCUGUCUCCAACUCCCCCUCGUAUUCUCCCUCCCCCUUGACAUUGUCUCUCUAAUUUCCGCCCUCCCUCUCCCUCUCCCUCUCCCUCUCUCUACAUAACAAAUAUCUAUCGCUAUUCUCUCUAUAUCCCAGGGAUACAGACCUAAAUAUCUUUGUUUAUUGGGGUCUCUGGUUUCCCGGUGGUUGGUUCCAUGGCGCCGAGUUUCCGAGACGUCCAACUGACGUCAACGUUGGGGGCCAACGCCGGCGAUGACCUCGAGGAGGUACGGCUUUUGGAUGCAUACGAAAAAGAUGAUGUUGAGAAUUCCGGGAAACUGGCGGAGAAUUUGAAGAGAAUUCAGGUGAGAGUUACGGGGAUGACCUGUGCUGCGUGCUCGAACUCGGUGGAACAAGCUUUGAUGAGCGUGAACGGCGUCGUUAAAGCUUCCGUGGCUUUGCUCCAGAACAAAGCCGAUGUCGCCUUUGAUACUAGUUUGGUCAACGAUGAAGACAUUAAGAAUGCAGUAGAAGAUUCAGGAUUUGAAGCAGAGAUUCUACCUGAACCCAGUAUAUCUCACACUAAGUCACAUAAAACACUGCUAGGACAGUUCUCAAUAGGAGGUAUGACAUGUGCAGCUUGUGUGAAUUCCGUUGAAGGCAUUUUAAGAAAGCUUCCUGGUGUCAAAAGGGCGGUAGUUGCCUUGGCUACUUCUUUAGGAGAGGUCGAGUAUGAUCCUACUGCAAUUACUAAGAAUGAUAUAGUCAGUGCAAUUGAAGAUGCUGGUUUUGAAGCUUCACUUGUACAGAGCAGUGAGCAGGAUAAAAUGAUACUAGAGGUUACUGGAAUAUCAAGUGAGCUGGAUGCACAGGUUUUAGAAGGUAUACUUUCCAACUUGAGGGGAGUCAGACAAUUUCGUUUUGACAGGAUAUCAAGUGAAUUAGAAGUUCUCUUUGAUACUGAGGUCCUUGGUUCUAGAUCGUUAAUUGAUGGCAUUGAGGGAGAAAGCUUUGGGAAGUUUAAAUUACUUGUCAAGAACCCUUAUACCAGAAUGGCUUCUAAAGAUUUUGAAGAAUCCUCAAAGAUGUUUCGGCUUUUCACUGCUAGCUUGUUUCUCAGUAUUCCUGUCUUUCUCAUGCGAUUUGUUUGCCCUAGCAUACCUUUGUUGUAUUCCUUAUUGCUCCGUCGAUGUGGACCAUUCCAAAUGGGUGAUUGGUUGAAGUGGGCAUUGGUGACUAUCGUUCAAUUUGUUAUUGGGAAGCGUUUUUAUGUCGCAGCUGGCAGAGCACUUCGAAAUGGUUCAACAAACAUGGAUGUCUUGGUUGCAUUGGGAACUUCAGCCUCUUACUUUUACUCUGUGUAUGCUCUACUCUAUGGUGCAGUCACUGGUUUUUGGUCUCCAACAUACUUUGAAACAAGUGCAAUGCUUAUAACAUUUGUGCUAUUGGGGAAAUACUUGGAAACUCUUGCUAAGGGGAAAACAUCAGAUGCUAUCAAGAAGUUAGUAGAACUUGCACCGGCAACAGCUUUGUUACUCGUCAAAGACAAAGGUGGAAACAAUACCAGAGAAAGGGAAAUAGAUGCUUUGCUGAUUCAGCCUGGUGACAUACUCAAAGUUCUUCCUGGUACCAAGAUUCCUGCUGAUGGUAUGGCUGUUUGGGGUUCAAGUUAUGUUAACGAGAGUAUGGUAACUGGUGAAUCUGCACCUGUUUUGAAGGAGGUCAAUUCAUCAGUUAUUGGAGGUACAAUGAAUUUACAUGGUGCUCUUCACAUACAAGCCACCAAAGUAGGUUCUGACACAGUUUUGAGCCAGAUAAUUUGUCUGGUUGAAACUGCACAGAUGUCCAAAGCUCCCAUUCAGAAGUUUGCUGAUUAUGUUGCAAGCAUUUUUGUCCCUACAGUCGUAGUUAUGUCCUUGUUGACUUUAUUUGGGUGGUAUAUCGGUGGAGUUCUUGGAGCUUACCCAGAACAAUGGCUACCUGAAAAUGGCAAUUACUUUGUUUUUGCCCUCAUGUUUUCAAUAUCAGUUGUAGUCAUUGCAUGUCCAUGUGCACUUGGCUUGGCCACCCCUACGGCUGUCAUGGUUUCAACAGGGGUGGGAGCUAAUAAUGGUGUGCUCAUAAAAGGAGGUGAUGCAUUGGAGAGGGCUCAGAUGGUUAAGUAUAUUGUAUUUGAUAAAACAGGCACCCUGACGCAGGGGAAAGCCACAGUUACAACUGCAAAAGUUUUCUCAGGAAUGGAUCGUGGAGAAUUCCUUACACUGGUAGCAUCUGCAGAGGCUAGCAGUGAACAUCCCUUGGCGAAAGCAAUUCUGGAAUAUGCCCGCCAUUUCCAUUUCUUUGAUGAGCCUUCCGCGAUUGAGGAUGCUCAGAACCAUGAGAAAAAUCCCAAAUUCUCUGGAUGGCUUCUUGAUGUCUCGGAGUUCUCUGCUGUACCUGGUAGAGGGGUACAGUGCUUUAUCAAUGGAAAACGGGUUUUGGUUGGUAAUCGGAGGCUGCUGACUGAAAAUGGUGUCGCUAUCUCAACCAAUGUGGAAAGUUUUGUGGUUGAGUUGGAAGAAAGUGCAAAGACUGGCAUACUAGUGGCAUAUGAUAUAGCCCUAAUUGGUGUUUUGGGGGUAGCGGAUCCACUAAAGAGAGAAGCUGCAGUAGUUGUGGAAGGUCUUAGGAAAAUGGGUGUCAGAACUGUCAUGGUUACAGGGGACAAUUGGAGGACAGCUCAGGCUGUUGCUAAGGAGGUUGGCAUUCAAGAUGUAAGGGCAGAGGUAAUGCCAGCAGGAAAGGCUGAGGUCAUCCAUUCAUUUCAAAAGGAUGGAAGUGUGGUUGCAAUGGUGGGGGAUGGCAUCAAUGACUCCCCCGCCUUAGCUGCUGCUGAUGUUGGUAUGGCAAUUGGGGCAGGUACAGAUAUUGCAAUAGAAGCUGCUGAUUACGUGUUGAUGAGGAGUAAUUUAGAAGAUGUAAUAACGGCCAUUGACCUCUCACGAAAGACAUUUUCUCGUAUUCGAUUGAAUUAUGUGUUUGCCAUGGCUUAUAAUGUGAUCGCAAUCCCUGUUGCUGCUGGGGUCUUUUUUCCUUGGGUAAAGGUCAAGUUGCCGCCAUGGGCAGCUGGUGCAUGCAUGGCUCUCUCAUCUGUAAGUGUUGUGUGCUCUUCUUUGCUUCUUAGGAGAUACAGAAGACCCAGACUUACCACUAUACUAGAAAUUACUGUAGAGUAGACCUCAAACUUGAUAUCCCCGCCCCCAAUGUAGGUGGGGUGGGGGCAGGAAGAAAGGGAUGGAACCAGGUAGCAAUUUCACAGAAAUAAAAUUGAAAUGUGUAAUGUGGGAGUGAAUGAGACCUGGUGUUCCAAUUUUGUGUAUUUCUUUGUUAUUAUAAUUUUUUGACUUUGUAUACGUCCGGGGGAUGCAGUUGUGUCACCCCUUUCAAUGUAAAUGCUGUCGCUUGUAUCCUUUCUUUGUCAAAGUUUGUAGAAGUUACGCCUUUGUUAAUGAAGAGAAUCAUGUGUG
Molecule: messenger RNA, 3500 nt
Organism: Ilex paraguariensis (yerba mate)
Lineage: Eukaryota; Viridiplantae; Streptophyta; Magnoliopsida; Aquifoliales; Aquifoliaceae
Source: the annotation of a GenBank genome assembly